Emys orbicularis (European pond turtle) is the source of this 1689-nucleotide messenger RNA. RefSeq names its product solute carrier family 22 member 6-B-like. The record is from RefSeq and is a predicted model, not a curated record. The coding region runs from base 1 to 1689 and encodes 562 amino acids. Gene Ontology annotation, cellular component: membrane. The transcript is spliced from 10 exons. NCBI's taxonomy places the organism in Eukaryota, Metazoa, Chordata, Testudines, Emydidae. Gene Ontology annotation, biological process: transmembrane transport. Gene Ontology annotation, molecular function: transmembrane transporter activity.
AUGACUUUUGCAGAACUUUUAGAGCAGGUCGGCAGUAUGGGCCGUUUCCAAAUUAUCCAUGUUACGUUACUGGUCCUGCCAAUAUUACUGAUAGCCAGCCACAACAUCCUGCAGAACUUUACCGCUGCUACCCCUGGGCACCACUGCCAUAUUGCCAUUGUUGCUAACUACACUUGUGAUGACAACUUUACUGACGUCCUAUAUUGCCAGGAGCUCCUCAGGAUCACCAUCCCCGUGGAUGGGAACCAGCAACCGGAGAAGUGUCUCCGAUUCAUCUCCGCCCAGUGGCAGCUCCUAGACCCAAAUGCCACAACAACCAAUGGGACUGAAAUGGACACGGAGCCCUGUGUGGAUGGAUGGAUAUAUGACAAGAGUGUUUUCACCUCCACCAUCAUCACCGAGUGGGAUCUGGUGUGUGGCUCACGGACAUUGAAACAGAUGGCUCAGUCGAUCUAUAUGGCUGGAGUCCUGGUGGGAGCGAUUGUGUUUGGAAGUCUCUCUGACAAGUUUGGACGGAAGUCACUCUUGAUCUCGUCCUGUCUGCAAAUGGCCAUCACCGGCUCUUGCGCUGCUUUCUCAUCUAACUUUAGCAUGUACUGCGUUUUCCGCUUCCUGACUGGAAUGGCUCUGUCGGGGAUCAACCUCAACUGUGUGUCCCUCUCUGUGGAGUGGACCCCCACCAAACUCCGGGCAGCAGUUGGCAUGGUGACAGGAUAUAGCUACAGCAUCGGGCAGUUCAUUCUGGCUGGGCUAGCCUAUGUCAUCCCGGAUUGGCGCUGGCUGCAGCUGGCUGUUUCGGUGCCCUAUUUCAUCUUCUUCUUCUAUGGCUGGUGGUUCACAGAGUCAGCCCGCUGGCUUGCAACAGCCGGCAAACUGAACCAGGCAUUAAAGGAGUUGCAGAAAGUGGCACGAAUAAAUGGGCGAAAGGAAGAAGGGGACAAACUCAGCGUAGAGGACUUGAGAGCCAGCCUGCAAAAAGAAAUGUCCUCAGCCAAAUCCACCCACACAGCUGCCGAUCUGGUGCGCACACCGUCUGUACGCAGGAUAUCCUGGUGCCUGUGCUUCGUAUGGUUCUCCACCAGCUUUGCCUAUUAUGGGCUGGCCAUGGAUCUGCAGAAUUUUGGGGUCAGUAUUUACCUCAUCCAAGUGGUAUACGGAGCUGUCGACAUCCCUGCAAAGCUGAUUGGUUUCUUCAUGAUCAGUUUCAUUGGCCGGAGAGUCACCCAGGCUUCUGCUCUCAUCCUAGCAGGGCUUGCGAUCCUGGCCAACAUAUUUGUGCCACAAGAUCUGCAGACCCUGCGCACUCUUCUGGCUGUGUUUGGAAAAGGUUGCCUGGCUGCCUCAUUCAACUGUGCCUUCCUCUAUACGGGAGAGCUCUACCCCACGGUGAUUAGACAGACCGGAAUGGGGUUUGUGAACACCCUGGCUCGGGUGGGCGGCAUAGUGGCCCCGCUUGUGCAAAUGACCAGUGAGUACUUGCCGUCCCUGCCGCUGAUCAUCUAUGGAGCUGCCCCUAUUGUAUCCGGCAUCGCCACCUGCUUCCUCCCUGAGACCCGUAACAUGCCAUUGCCGGACACCAUAGAAGACGUCGAGAGGCAGAGAAGGUCCAGAGUGAUUACAGAUGUAGGACGGAAAGAUAAGGUUCCGCUGAAAGCCUCCAGAUUGGAGCCACUCAAGGAAAUCAUUUAA